Cavia porcellus (domestic guinea pig) is the source of this 6586-nucleotide messenger RNA. It is a transcript of the gene Znf646, whose product is annotated as zinc finger protein 646. Bases 751 to 6171 code for a protein of 1806 amino acids. Gene Ontology annotation, molecular function: RNA polymerase II cis-regulatory region sequence-specific DNA binding; DNA-binding transcription factor activity, RNA polymerase II-specific. The record is from RefSeq and is a predicted model, not a curated record. The transcript is spliced from 3 exons. Gene Ontology annotation, biological process: regulation of DNA-templated transcription. Lineage: Eukaryota; Metazoa; Chordata; Mammalia; Rodentia; Caviidae.
ACUGAUAGUCCACAUUUCUUUUAAUACUAAGGAAUAACUUUAAUGGAGUUUUCUCAUCUAUCUUAGGGAGUCUUUCAGCGAGCCCCAUAAAAAGUGUCGUCAAAGUACUGCUGCCAGGGGUGCAGGAUCUUUUGGGUUUUUUCUUUCAUCUCAUUCAAUGUACACCGGAACGAUUUUAGCAUCACUAGACGGAAGUGUGGCAAGGUAGUUGCUAAUCCCUAUGCGUUGCGACCUACGUAGGCGGAGUCAGAGUUAAACCCAGCUAGAACCUAGCGCCGGAAGUGUAUGCCGUACCGCUGCUUGGAGGCGGGAAAGGAAGUGUUCCUGAGGCGGAAGUUUUGCGGGGAAUCUUUUGCCUCUAGGACACUUCCUGUUUCCUAGUAACAAUAGGAAGUGUCCGCGGACCUGGGGCUAGACACCUAGCUCUUAUCAGCUGUACGUUCUUCACUCUUAUUUCCUUCCCCUUUUCCCUUAUUUUUUUAGUGUCUUCCUCCCCUCUGGCCUCCCUGGAACUCUGGAUGAGUGUGCGUGUAUGGGAGCGCGAGAAGCCUCCACAGCCAUUCCUUGGGGCGCGCGGCUGCAGUUAGGGUAAGGGUCUCAGUGCGCAGGCGCGCUUCCGUUCGUGGUCCCCAACGGACUCGCCCGCGGCGGGAACAAGAAGGGGUUGCUGGUGCGAGGCCCCUACACCAGAGGAAGAUGCUACUGCUACUUGUCUACUCCUGAACCUCCAAAUUUCUGUCACAUUGCCCCAUGGAGAAUACAUCACUCUUAUUCAGCUGCUCUGACUGUCAACGCCACUUUCCUAGUCUCCCAGAACUUUCACGACACCGAGAACUGCUCCAUUCAUCUCCCAAUCAGGAUAGUGAGGAGGCUGACAGCAUCCCUCGGCCCUACCACUGUCAGCAGUGUGGGCGAGGAUACCGUCACCCAGGGAGUCUGGUCAACCACCGUCGGACCCACGAGACUGGACUUUUCCCCUGUACCACGUGUGGCAAGGACUUUACCAAUCCUAUGGCCCUCAAGAGCCACAUGAGGACACAUGCUCCUGAGGGCCACAAUAGGAGCAGGCCCUCUCACCCCAAGGAUGCCACUCCAUAUCUCCAAAGUGAGGCAGUAUCUACUGACUCCUGGGGCCAGAGGCUUGGCCCUGGAGAAGGGUGGGAAAACCAGACAAAACAUACAAAAGAGACACAUGGCUGUGAAUCUGGACCUGACCCCAGGACAACUACAGGUACUUUGGAAGAUAUAGCCACCAAACAAAGAGAAAGCUGGGGAAGCCAGCCAAGUCCUGAAGAGAGUGCUGAGGGCUGGGGUUCUACUACGCACUCCACCAGAGCCCCUCCUCUUCCUACUCCAGCCGGUAACCUCCUUAGCAACUUGGAGCAGUAUUUGGCUGAAUCGGUAGUGAACUUUACAGGGGGCCAGGAGCCCACACAGUCUCAUGCUGAGGAGGAGCGACGGUAUAAAUGCAGUCAGUGUGGCAAGACCUACAAGCAUGCUGGGAGCCUCACCAACCACCGGCAGAGCCACACUCUGGGUAUUUACCCUUGUGCCAUCUGCUUCAAGGAAUUUUCUAACCUCAUGGCUCUGAAGAACCACUCCCGACUCCAUGCCCAGUAUCGGCCUUACCACUGCCCACAUUGCCCUCGUGCUUUUCGGCUUCCCCGGGAGCUGCUGGAACACCAGCAGUCUCAUGAGUUUGAAAGGCAGGAACAGCCCUGGGAAGAUAAUGGGAUGCCCACGACCAAUGGACACACAGAUGAUGGUGCCCGGGACCAAAUACCUACUACAGCGAUGCUAAAUGGUUUGGAGCUUAGCAUUUCUGGGGAACUAGAAGAUAGUAGCCUGGAGGAGUACCGGCCUUUCCGCUGUGGAGACUGUGGCCGUACUUAUCGCCAUGCUGGGAGCCUCAUCAACCAUCGAAAGAGCCACCAGACUGGUGUUUACCCAUGUUCAAUCUGUUCCAAGCAGCUGUUUAAUGCAGCAGCGCUCAAAAACCAUGUGCGGGCUCAUCACAGACCCCGGCAAGGAGCUGGCGAAGAUGGGCAGUCAUCAGCACCAGCUCCCCUGCUGUUGGCUGAUACCACUCACCAUGAGGAAAAAGCCCCCACCACCACCCUGGACUAUCGCCCCUAUAAAUGCAGUGAAUGUGGUCGCGCUUACCGCCACCGGGGGAGCCUGGUGAACCACCGUCAUAGCCAUCGCACAGGAGAGUACCAGUGUUCCCUUUGUCCCCGCAAGUACCCCAACCUUAUGGCCCUGCGCAACCAUGUAAGGGUACAUUGCAAGGCUGCUCGAAGAAGUACAGAUGCAGGGACCAAAAGUUGCCCCAGUCACCUCAAGGUGAAACUUUUGCCUAACUCAGUGGGAACAGAGCCAGCCCUAUACACAGAUGAAAGACUUGUGUGCAGACAUGAAGAAGGGACUGUCAAUGUCCCAACAGCAGAUACCACAUCACCACUAAUAUGUAGCAACUGUGGGAUGCUCUUUGAAGAUCGUGAUAGCCUUGAACAGCAUGACCUGACCCAUAGGGAAGGGGGAAAUAGGACAGAGACUACAGUGUCACCUCCUAGGGCAUUUGCCUGCAAAGACUGUGGUAAGAGCUAUCGACACUCAGGCAGCCUUAUCAACCACAAGCAGACCCAUCAGACAGGGGACUUCAGUUGUGAGGCUUGUGCCAAGCACUUCCACACCAUGGCUGCCAUGAAAAGCCAUUUGCGACGCCAUAGUCGGCGGCAGAGCAGGCGUCAUCGGAAGCAGGUUAGCAGUGGGGCAGAAGCCAAAUUAGAUGGGCACUGGGCCCAUGAGCUUGGAGAUAGUGUUGACCUGGAUUCUUCCCAAGACACUUCAAGGGAAAGUCUUUGUGGAACUAAAGACAACUUAGAAAAUGAUGACAGCUGUUUGCAGGCUCAAUCUGAAGGCAACCAUUGUGGGCUUGAGAGGGAUGAGGCAUGUUUCCAGGGUGUUAAAGAGAGUGGAGGCACUGAAGGAGGACUGGAAAAGCAGGAAACCUGUUUCCUUGAUAACUUGGACAUCCCAGGUGAUGAAGCAAAUGGGACUUGCUUCCCUGAUGGCCUCACUGGGGUGGAUGAAGAUCAUAAAAUGACGGGUGAGCCUACCUCAUCUUCCCACUCUGCUGAAACUGUCACCAGCUGGCAGACUGAGAUCACUCAUAAGUGUUCAGACUGUGGGCAUUCUUUCCCCCAUGCCACAGGACUGCUGAGCCAUAGGCCCUGCCAUCCACCAGGCAUUUAUCAAUGUUCCCUCUGCCCAAAGGAGUUUGACUCUCUGCCUGGCCUACGCAGUCACUUCCAGGACCAUGGGCCAGGGGAGGCAACCUCAGCGCAGCCUUUCCUUUGCUGCCUCUGUGGUAUGAUCUUUCCUGGACGGGCUGGCUACAGGCUUCACUGGCGCCAGGUUCACAGCUCCUCUGGCAUGACUGAGGGCUCAGAGGAGGAUGGGGAAGAGGAAGGAGCAGCAGAGGUAGCCUCCACUCAUAGCCCUCCACUUCAGCUUUCGGAAGCAGAGUUGCUAAAUCAGCUGCAGCGGGAGGUAGAAGCGCUAGAUGGAGCAGGUUAUGGGCACAUCUGUGGUUGCUGUGGUCAAACCUAUGAUGACCUGGGGAGCCUGGAGCGUCACCACCAAAGUCAAAGUUUGGAGAAUACCAUAAACAAGGCUCCGAGCCACUUAGAAGCAUCAAGUGAUGCCACAGAGAUAGCUGCAGAGGGUGUCCUUGAGGACACAGUGCCCUCUAUCUCUGGAGAGGGUGAAGACACAAAAUCUGAAGAGGGAGUGAGUGACACAGUUGUAGACAGCCUUUGCAUGCAGGUUGGUGAAAGUUUUUUAGAGGUUCAUCCCCGCCCCUUCCGUUGCAACCAGUGUGGCAAGACCUAUCGCCAUGGGGGCAGCCUGGUAAAUCACCGCAAGAUCCACCAAACUGGGGAUUUCAUCUGCCCUGUCUGUUCCCGCUGCUAUCCCAACCUGGCUGCCUACCGUAACCAUCUGCGGAACCACCCUCGAUGCAAAGGCUUUGAGCCCCAGAUAGGGCCCAUCCCAGAUGCAGAGUGCAGCAGUGAACCCCAGAAUGUGGCAGAGACAGGACCAGAGCAGGCAGAAAUGGGGAAGCUCCAAGAAGAACUUAAAGUGGAACCCCAGGAGGAGGUGGCCACGGUGAAAGAGGAGAAGGGGGAGGAGACCCCUAUGAAAGGGAAAGAGAUAGAGCCAUUGUUGGAGACAGCAGAGAAGGGCUGUCAGACUGAGGCCAACUCUGAGCGACCUUUCAGCUGUGAGGUGUGUGGCCGCUCAUACAAGCAUGCUGGCAGUCUCAUCAAUCACCGACAAAGCCACCAGACUGGCCACUUUGGCUGCCAGGCCUGCUCCAAGGGCUUCUCAAACCUCAUGUCCCUUAAGAACCACCGGCGCAUCCAUGCAGACCCUCAGCGUUUCCGCUGCAGUGAAUGCGGAAAAGCCUUUCGCUUGCGAAAGCAACUAGCUAGUCACCAGCGGGUUCACAUUGAAUGGCAUGGCAAUGGGGUAACCCGAAAGCUGAUCCGGGAAGAUAGGCCCUUCCGAUGUGGGCAGUGUGGGCGGACCUACCGCCAUGCUGGCAGUCUCCUGAACCACCGGCGCAGCCAUGAGACAGGCCAGUAUAGCUGCCCUUCCUGCCCCAAGACCUAUUCCAACCGCAUGGCCCUAAAGGACCACCAGAGACUACACUCUGAGAGUCGGCGGAGACGAGCAGGGCGGUCCCGGCAGACAGUAGCGCGCUGUGCCCUCUGUGGUCGUGGCUUUCCUGGCCGGGGAUCUUUGGAGCGGCACCUGCGGGAACAUGAAGAAGAGACCAAAGGGGAGCUGGCCCGUGGCCAAGGAAGCUCAAAUGACACAGAGAAUAGUGAGGGGAACCUGGCCAAUAACCAGGAAUUAGAGGGCAGAUCAGGGGGUACCGAGUCAGAACCCCAGCUAGAGGAUGAAGCCAUGAGGCCAGAGGAACAUACUCAGAAUCCAGCUGGGACAGCAGAUUCAGAAGCCACAGACCCCCUCUCCUGGGACGUGGGAAAAGUAGAUGGGUGGGAAGGAGAGAGAGAACUGGUAAACCACAAUGGAAGUUUGGUUCCUCAGGGUCAGAUAUUGACCAAGUCAGAAGACCAGUCAGAGGUCAGUGCCCCUAAUAGGAGUCCUUGCCACCUUGCUGACAGCCAGUCCAGUGGACCUAGUAUUAGUCACUUGGAUAGCUGGAAUAAUGGAGAUAGCCCUCAGCUCCAGCCAGAGAGCCGCUCCUAUUCCUGCUGCCAGUGUGGCAAGACCUACCGCCAGUCAGAUGGUUUCUUGAGUCACAACACCCAUAAGUCAGACCUCUACUAUUGCCUGCUCUGCUCUGAGGAGUUCUUAAAUCCUAUGGCUACUAAGAGUCACAACCGUAACCAUGUAUCUGCCCAGGCAUUUUCGUGCCCUGACUGUGGCAUAGUCUUUGAGUCUCACCAUGAAUUGGCCACUCAUUUGGAGACUCAUGCUAUAGGCCACAAUCAAUUGCCAAAUCAAAUAGAAGAAGCUGGACCCAUAGAGGGCAAAGUGGGUCUCCCUGAUCAAGGGGAAGCUCAGGAGGCUCUAUCAGAAACUCUCAGAGCCUCAGGAGAGGACUCCGAGGAAGCUAGCAGAGGGCAAGAAAUAAACAUCACAGGGGCUGACAACAAGGAGCGGCCCUUCCGCUGUGCCCAGUGUGGGCGUUCCUAUCGCCAUGCUGGCAGCCUGCUGAACCACCAGAAGGCCCACACCAUUGGCCUCUAUCCCUGCUCCUUGUGCCCUAAACUUCUGCCCAACCUACUAUCUCUUAAGAACCAUGGCAGAACCCACACAGACCCCAAGCGUCACCGCUGCAGCAUCUGUGGCAAGGCCUUCCAGACAGCUGCCCGGCUAGAGGGACAUAGGAGGGUCCAUGCACCCCAAGAGGGGCCUUUCACAUGCCUCCGUUGUCCCCGUCACUUCCGCCGUCGUAUCAGCUUCCUGCAGCACCAGCAGCAACACCAGGAAGAGUGGACAGUGGCCAGCUCUGGAGCUGAAGUGACACCAACAGCAAGCAAAGGAGAUUUGUCAUUGCCUCUUCCAUCCACCUCCACAGCCCCACUCCUGGACCCUUCACCCCAGUGGCCUGCAGACCUCAGCUUCUCCCUCUGAACUUCCAAGUCUCCAAAGAUCAGAACACUGGAGAGUGGGUGCAGGCAGAGACGGGCUUGAUCUCCAUGUUUCUCUCAGGAGUAGCUUGGGCAUCCCCAGCUCUUCUCACUCCCUGUGAUGAGUACCCAAGAAGGGAGUGGGAUGUUUCUCAUGUCCCUGCUAUUGAAGGAUCUUCUUCCCCCAAUCUUUGUCACCAUGCUCUGCCAAAAUGCGUGGGCCACCCUUGCCAGCCAGAUUGCAACACCAGGGAAAGGCAGGUACAGAGAGCACCAUGAGUGGAAAUGUUGCCUGUGAAAGGGGAGCCUUUUGCUACAGUUUGUAACUUAUUUUCUAAAGUCUAUUUUGUAACAAUUUAUUUAAGUUUUAAAAAAGGAAAAUUGCUCCCCCCCCCAAAAAAAAAAAGAUUUUCAAAACA